UAGUUUUUACAAAUUCAUUUUUAGAGUUUCUUCUUUCAUGUUUUUAAUUAACGAGACACUUUUGUGUCCAUUAUUAGAUUUCCUUGAAUCAGUAUCUUUUAAAUCUUCCUCUAUAUCUUCCUCAUUUUAAAAAUAAAUCAAAAGAAUGAAAAAUGAGGAAGAUCUGGCACGCAACUGAUUGCGACAGGCGAUGAUGUCUCCCUAAUUUAUCACCUAUUGAAGUAUAUCCUUCAUAUGUAUAUGGUUAUACUUACCACAGUUUCAAUAUACUGUAUUCUGUUUUAAGAUUUCCAUUCAAUGUACUGUAUAAAGUACAACCACUUGCAACCACUUGCAACCACUUAAAGAGUCCUAAGAACCUCGAUUUUCCCCAGAAUGUCCAGAAAGAAGAAAUGUAAGAAGAAUGUCAAAGUUGGGUUCUUUUGAGGCUAUCAUUGAAUUUUCCUGUUACCUCCACGUUUCGAGGAUUCUUAUUUUUACUUGCAUUGGACCAUAAAAAUGGUGGGAAUUUCUUGAAGACUAAUUCGGUCGAUGUCCAAAGGGGGAGGCUAGUCAUGCGCUGACGACUAGAGGACAUGGUGAAAGGGGGCCUUUUUCGAAACAACUCGUCGCAGCUUGCUCGUCGAGGAAGCGCGAGUCGCGAUUAUAUCUCAAAAAUAGACCGUGCGCGAACUCGUUGCUCGUUAGUCGUAACCACCCUACGAGACCGUCAAAGCCUUAGCCGUCCGCGUGGUCCUUUCUCAGUCAGUUUGACGGUGAACCUUUCAGGUGCUAGUCGUGCUUCACCGUUCCCUCGUCCGUGUCGCGUAGUUGUUAAUACAAAACCAAUUAAUAUAUGUAGUGUUUUGAAUGACAGUCGAGACUGUGCUAUGAAACUUGGUGAAUUGAUUGGAGUUUGUGUUGUAGAAACAGCCAAUAAUGUUGCGAAGCUUAUAUUAUUGGCAGUUAAAUAUAAAUACUUGUAACCGGUCGUUAUAAGGUAAAGGGUUAAAGUGUUCAGUG
Molecule: messenger RNA, 1002 nt
Organism: Osmia lignaria (orchard mason bee)
Lineage: Eukaryota; Metazoa; Arthropoda; Insecta; Hymenoptera; Megachilidae
Source: RefSeq, a predicted model, not a curated record